Molecule: messenger RNA, 1494 nt
Organism: Penicillium cosmopolitanum
Lineage: Eukaryota; Fungi; Ascomycota; Eurotiomycetes; Eurotiales; Aspergillaceae
Exons: 2
Coding region: 1-1494 (497 amino acids)
Source: RefSeq, a predicted model, not a curated record
AUGCCGAACGAUCAAGACACAGAGAAACAAGACAACUCCAAAGACAAUAAUAACACCAACAACCGAGAUAAUAAUUCAAACAUGCCUCGUGAUCAGGACUGGCACGACGAGAGCAACCCAUUCGUCGUGUUCCGGCGCUUCGCCGAUGAGCAGGUCUCUUCACUACUCCAGUCCGUCACUGGACUCCCAUCGAAUAUAUCGCGCCCUCAAUCAGACAGAUGGACUAUAUUUAACGAGGACAAUGGCUACGAGGAAAGAAAAUACCGGGAACGCACCGGUGGCGACAAUGCUGGACAUGGCAAUUACGCGCGUGACCAAGGCGCAGAAGGAUCUUCCUCAAGUGGCCAGGACAACAACAACAACAACGGAGGCAACACAUCCGGGCCAUCGCAACCUGGAAAUACGAACGAUAGACACCCCCGAAACCCUCAUCAAGAAAGAAACCACAGUCCCCGCAACGCGCACUCCGACUUCUUCGGCAUCGAGUCCGUCGUCGACCGAUUCGAGGAUCGAUUCUUCCCCUUCUCUCCAUCAUUCCUCCACCCCAGCAAUCGAUACUUCUUUCCCGACAUGUUUGAAGACAGCAGCUCCCCGACCUGGCCCCUCACAUACAUCGCGUUUAGCCCCUACUCGCCUCUCCACCUCGAACACCAAGCCCAUUAUCGCGCACAACGGGACCAGGGCGUCUUCUCGUCUAUAAUGUCUUCUUUCCAACCAGAAUCGGAUCGCGAUCCAAAUGAGCCGCAAUGGCGUGAGGCAUUCGAGGAUCUGCUCCGCUUAGAAAACGGCAAGCCGAUGCUUGACAACGAUACGCUGCAAGCCGGCAAGACCGAAAAUGGAUCAGAAUGGCUGCAUGGCCUCGUGAAACGCGGUAGUCUGGGUGAUCGUUGGAAAUACUCAUCCGGAGGCUCGGUUAGCUCUCCUUGGUCUGGUAUCACUUUCACGGGUACGAGCCACAGUGAUGAUAACCGUGUCUUGCCUGAAUCACGCUCCGAGACCAAGACCGAGACCGAAAACAAAAAGCAGCUCGAGUCGGAAAAUCAACAGGCCGACACGGAAUUGGAUAUGUACGAACGUUUCUUACACGACAUCGAGGAACGGGAGCAACAACUCUUACGGGAGAAGUUGGAAGUCCCCUUGUUCGCUUCCUACUCGAAGAGCGCCGGCACUGAGGACACUGAAAGCUGGCUGGAUCUUGUAUCUGGCGGAAAUCGAAAAUCCGUCCCCGAAAGUCCGCCCGACUUGACUGAGAGGAAGCAGGCGGAUCUUUCGCAAGAACCUACUCCGUCUCGUGUUAUAUCGACCAUGUCUCGGACCGAACGAACGCGCCUGGCCGAUGGCUCUGUUGAAACUAAGAUUGUGAAGACCAAGCGCUAUGCCGAUGGCCGUGAAGAAACAGACGAAUCGGUUGAGGUUACUCAUCCACGCUCGAAUGUUGAGGGUUCUGGCGGGCCCGGCAAUCAGUCAAAAGGUGGCUGGUUCUGGAAGGACUAA